AUGGAGAGUUCGAACUUUAGCGACUUGGUAGAUCCUUAUCCAAGUUAUUCGUCGGAUGAUGAAGAUGAAGAAGAACUGGAGGAAAUACGGAGGGAGAAAUAUGAGAAGGAAUGGAUGGCUUUAUGCCAAAUAGCAGGAGCUCACAAGCCAUGUAACGGUCGAUAUCUCCCUUUCUUUAGAGAUUGUAUUAGAGCACUUGAUGGCACACAUGUUAAAGCAAGAUUACCGCAAGGUCAAGAGAUACCAUAUAUUGGACAUAAAGGUUAUUCGACUCAAAAUAUUCUUGCUGUUGUAGAUUUUAAUAUAUGUUUUACAUUUGCAUGGGCUGGGUGGGAAGGAGCAGCUCACAAUAGUCGUAUAUUUGGUGAGGCCCUUCAUAGACCAGAACUCAACUUUUCAGGUCCAAUUGGAAAUAAGUAUUAUCUAGUUGAAGCAGGAUAUCCACACAUGAAGGGAUACAUGGCUCCAUACAAAGGAGAUAAUGUGAGAUACCACCUAGCACAAUUUCUCCGUGGUGCAACAAGAGAAUUGCGAGAACCAAAAGGACGAAUUGAAAAAUUUAACUAUUUGCACUCUUGUUAUAGAAAUAUUGUAGAGCGCACAUUUGGGGUUUGGAAAGCAAGAUGGUCUAUUUUGCGAGACAUGCCCUCCUAUCAUAUUGACACUCAAAGAGACAUCGUACUUGCUACUAUGGCCAUUCAUAACUAUAUUAGAAAUAAAUGCAAUAUGGAUGAUGCAUUCCAAGCAGCUGAGAAUGAGAGAUAUGUUCCAUCUGUUGAUCCUGAUGUUGGUACAUCUUCGAGAACUAAUAACAAUAUAAAUGCGGAAAAUGUGGAAGAGCAAAGUGAUCUCGUUUGGAUGGGUCUUCGUGAUUUGAUUGCUAAUGAAAUUUGUGAAGCUUGA
Messenger RNA from Nicotiana tabacum (common tobacco), 903 nucleotides. The record is from RefSeq and is a predicted model, not a curated record. NCBI's taxonomy places the organism in Eukaryota, Viridiplantae, Streptophyta, Magnoliopsida, Solanales, Solanaceae.